Messenger RNA from Anopheles maculipalpis, 969 nucleotides. RefSeq names its product pancreatic triacylglycerol lipase-like. Gene Ontology annotation, biological process: lipid metabolic process. The transcript has 4 exons. Bases 1 to 969 code for a protein of 322 amino acids. Gene Ontology annotation, molecular function: lipase activity. The record is from RefSeq and is a predicted model, not a curated record. NCBI's taxonomy places the organism in Eukaryota, Metazoa, Arthropoda, Insecta, Diptera, Culicidae.
AUGGAUUUCGUUUCCCGCUUGGUGCGAUAUGGUUUUGUGGUGCUAUUUGCACUUGCCAUCGAAUCGUCGGCCGAUUUGAAUUAUGACAAAGAGCUGCAGGAAGUGAAAAUGUACUUCGUUUCACCAGCAUUACAGGAUGAGAUGGAAGCGGAAUCAUUUGUACCGUACCAAGAAUUUGAUGUACGCAAAGAGCUGAAGGUGUUAAUCCAUGGUUGGAUUUCCGAUCGAACCAAUAACUCGAUAACUCCCGUUCGGACGGCUUAUCUGGCGCAGGAUGCACACAACUUGCUGGUAGUCGAUUGGUCAACAAUUUCCUUCCUGUCAUAUGGAACUGCCCGCGAUUUAGUUCUACCAGUCGCGAAUAUCGUUGGGAAUAGUUUAGCAAAUUUCAUACAACGAUUAGGCAUCGAACUCAGUCAGGUGCACGUAAUUGGCCAUAGUCUCGGUGCGCACAUUGCGGGCAAUGUGGGACGUCAUUUUGGUGGACAGCUAAGGCGUGUGACGGCACUUGAUCCGGCGAAACCAAAGUUUAAGCCCGAAUCGAAUGAUGCUGUUGGACCCGAUGUUGCACAGUUUGUUGACGUUAUCCAUACUGACGGGCUUACGCUGGGUGAGGACAUUGUAAGGGGACAUGUCGAUUUUUUCCCAAACGGUGGCAUAGCACCGCAACCCGGUUGUGAAGUUCUCGACAUCAUCACACUACAUGGGUGCAGUCACUUCCGUGCACCCGCAUUCUUUGCGGAAUCGAUUCAGCUUCCGAACAACUUUAUUGCCUGCGCUUGCAGCCGGGAAGAAAUUUACAGAAAGGACGAGAUCUGCCUACCGGAUGCUCGUGAAACAUCCUUGCGUGAGUGUGUUGCAAUGGGAGAAUCAUUAGACCCUGGUGUUCGAGGAACGUUUUAUGUCCAUACAGCGAGUGCGCCUCCGUACGGGCUUGGCUAUAACACGAAGAGUGAGCCCAGCAUCUAA